GAAGAAGAAGUAGAAGAAGAAGAAGAAGAACCUCUAGCGAGAAGCCGACUCGCCUCUUUCUCUGCUCAGUUUCAUGCAGAAAGUGUGUGUGUGCGUGCAGGAUGGAUAUGUCCAGCAGGCUGCUGGUGUGGUACGAGCUGGCUGAGAGCUGUGGUCUAACUACAGUGCAGCAAGGCCUGCAGCAGGUCUGGAGACUGAUGCUGCUCUGCCUCAUCUGCAGACUGUGCUUCACACUUGGAGGUUUGUCCACUGUGAAGCAUGUAGUUUCAGUGUUGGCUGGGAUGUACAGCCUCUACCUCUUUUUUGAGUCCCAAAUGCUGUGGGUGCUGUUGCUCAGUGCACUCUGCUACCUUGCUCUGCUCUUCAGUCGAGACUCCUGCACCAGAGGCCCCUUCCUCUCGGUUGUCAUCCUCAUCUACCUCCUUAUUGGAGAGCUGCAGUUAAUUGACAUGGUGACCUGGCAUAAGAUAAGAGGCUCUCAGAUGGUGGUGGCCAUGAAGGCCAUCUCUCUGGCAUUUGACCUGGACAGAGGUGCAGUGAACAGCCUCCCCUCCCCAGCUGAGUUCCUGGGCUAUCUUUUCUUUGUGGGCACUGUUGUAUUUGGUCCUUGGAUCAGCUUCUCCAGUUAUAUGAUUGCUAUUGAAGGCAGAAAACCGAGCUGGGCGUGGAUGCAGAGUUCAUUCCUUAGCCUCCUGAAGAGUCAGAUCUGUUUGCUGGUCUCAACUUGCAUCGGCCCUUACCUCUUCCCUUUGUUCAUACCCAUCUAUGGAAACACAGUCACGCAGAAGUGGCUGCAUGCUUAUGAGAAUGCAGUGUCCUUCCACUUCAGCAACUACUUUGUGGGUUACCUAAGUGAAGGCACCAGCAAGCUAGCUGGAGCAGGCUUCACUGAAGAAAAAGACAACAUCAGAUGGGACAUGAGUGUCGUGAAACCUCUCAGUGUCGAGAUGCCUCGCUCCAUGGUGCUGGUGGUGACGUCUUGGAACAUCCCCAUGUCCCGAUGGCUGAAAACCUAUGUUUUUAAAAACGCAAUGAAACUGGGGACAUUUCCAGCCAUCCUGGUGACAUAUACAGCCAGCGCCCUACUGCAUGGUCUGAGUUUUCACCUGGGAGCCGUUCUGCUCUCUUUGGGAUUCAUCACAUACGUUGAACAUGUUUUGAGAAAGAAGCUUGCAUCCAUCUUCAGUGCCUGUAUCCUUUCCAGGCCCUGUAACCCCGGCUGCGGCCAUCAGCACAAGAAGGAGUAUUGGGUGGUGGCACUGAACCUGGCUUUUAGCUUCCUGGCAAUCUUCCACCUCACUUACCUGGGCUCUAUGUUUGAUCCUGGAGUUGAUGAACAUGAGUUAGAUGAGGGUUACGCAGCCAUCCACACCAUCCAGAGGUGGUCGGAACUGAGCUGGGCGAGCCACUGGGUUGUUUUUGCCUGUUGGGUCUUCUACCGUUUAAUACAGUGAUGGAUGGAACAGAUGACGAGGCAGGCAGACACCAAGUACUUAAGAUUACAAAAGGGUUUGUGAGUGAAUGUCAGGGUGUUUUCUGAUGGGAAUGAAUGGGGUCGGCUGGAAAGAACUUGUUGGACAGAGGGGUUACGGCAUCCGUACACAAAUAAAUGAUACUGAAGAAAUAAACCUCUUCAGACCUGCAUGUAGUUGUGACCAAUGCGAUAAGGAGAUUGGAAAUGUAGCACAUAGCUGCAGUAUACUGUAUGAGCCCUGUGCAUACUGGGCUAAAGAAUCAUUUCAGGACGUAUUGAAAUGAACUGCAGACAAGUCGUUUCCACUAUCUUGAAUACAUUUAAAUAAGAAAGAAAAAACACUUCAUUAAAGACCAAGUAAACUCAGCAUUUAGUUCAAACACUAGACAGCUAUUUGGACAAUCAGAUGAUCCUUUUUGUAUUGUUGCAGUUGGAAUGUUGGUGUUAGACAAUGUUCAUGUCCAAAAAUAUUUCAGCAUGUUUUAAGUUUACAUAUAUGCCCUGUUUAUAUGAAUCUCUUUGUUAAACUGGUGUUAUUUUUUUCUAUUAAAUAUUUUUCUUUUUUUCUUC
Molecule: messenger RNA, 2044 nt
Organism: Hippoglossus stenolepis (Pacific halibut)
Lineage: Eukaryota; Metazoa; Chordata; Actinopteri; Pleuronectiformes; Pleuronectidae
Product: protein-serine O-palmitoleoyltransferase porcupine
Exons: 13
Coding region: 102-1454 (450 amino acids)
Biological process (GO): Wnt protein secretion; lipid modification; protein palmitoylation
Cellular component (GO): membrane; endoplasmic reticulum
Molecular function (GO): Wnt-protein binding; palmitoleoyltransferase activity
Source: RefSeq, a predicted model, not a curated record